Messenger RNA from Synchiropus splendidus (mandarinfish), 2669 nucleotides. RefSeq names its product major facilitator superfamily domain containing 9 (gene slc67a2). The record is from RefSeq and is a predicted model, not a curated record. Gene Ontology annotation, molecular function: transmembrane transporter activity. Gene Ontology annotation, biological process: transmembrane transport. The transcript has 6 exons. Lineage: Eukaryota; Metazoa; Chordata; Actinopteri; Syngnathiformes; Callionymidae. Bases 210 to 1586 code for a protein of 458 amino acids.
ACACGACACUGAGGGGUAGAAAUGUGGGUGGAAGUGUUGUCAAACCUCAACACAAAUUAAUGUCUUUCGCAAUUCAAGCGAGAGUCACUCUAAUUCAACCCUAGACACCGGAGGCCACCCCCAUCUCGUGAUACCACCCCGGAGCCCCAGACGCGUUGAGAGGCUUCUGUACGUUCGCCGCAGAUCAGUGGAUCUGCUGGGGAAGGAGGAUGAACGACCUCAACAACCACAAAUGUGGUUCUUCUCAUUACAAGCCUCGUGGACGGAGAGGAAUCAUACGCUGCAUCUAUGUAGUGGGCUUCAUGGAUCUGUUUGGGGUGAGCAUGAUCAUCCCGCUGCUAAGUCAUCAUGUGAAAGCCCUUGGAGCCAGUCCUACUGUCGCUGGUAUUGUAGGUGCGACGUAUGGCGUCUUACAGCUCUUCUCAAGCACCAUCGUCGGCAGCUGGAGCGACGUGGUGGGCCGACAGUAUUCUCUGCUCACCUGUCUGCUGCUGAGUGCUUUUGGCUACUGCUUGCUUGGACUGUCAACUACCAUCACUCUGUUCGUGCUGUCACGAAUUCCUGUUGGGCUUUUCAAGCACUCGCUCUCCAUCUGCAGAGCGCUGCUGUCUGACCUGGUGUCUGAGGCAGAGCGCCCCCUCGUCAUGGGACAUUUUAAUGCAGCCUCCAGUGUGGGCUUCAUUUUGGGUCCGGUGGUGGGUGGCUACCUCACGGAGCACGAGGGCGGCUUCUACACCUCUGCCUUUGCGUGUGCGGCCAUAUUUCUGGUGAACGCAGCGCUGGUGUCCAUGCUGCCCUGGAAAGAGGUGCUGCUUCACUGUUCCGACUCUAAUGGAAGUUCAAGCUACAGGCUAAAGCCAGUGAGCAACGGUUCGCACAUGAGCAGCCACCAUUCGUCUGCAGACUCUGCCUCAGGCUCCCGGGCCCAGCAGAAGCUGGGAGGGGGUCUGGUAUCUAAAGCAGCUUCGCUGUUGCAGCCAGCAUGGAAGCAGCUUUCCUCAGUGGGAUCCAAGAUCCAAAAGGUGGCCUACUCGGACAUGUGGGACCUGUUUCUGGUCCGUCUGUUGAUGGCGGUCGCCAUCAUGCUUUAUUACAGCAACUUCUCUCUGGCUCUGGAGGAGCGCUUCUCACUCAAGCCCAAGGUGACCGGCUACCUCAUCAGCUACAGCAGCACGCUAGGAGCUCUGGCCGGCUUCCUGGUGGGUCCGGUCACUAAACUGUACAGGAACGAGAUGUCCACGCUGCUGCUCCACUCCUCCGUCCUCACCUGCUCGCUCAUCUUCCUGUACGCCACGGCGGCGAGCGUGUGGCAGGUCCUGCUCUCCUCCACCUUCUUUGCCAUUUCCACCACCAUAGGCAGGACUUGCGUGACUGAUCUGGAGCUCCAGCGAGGCGGCGUCCAAGCCAGCGGGACCCUGAUCGGAGCGGGACAGUCGGUCAAUUCAGUGGGCAGAGUCCUGGCCCCGCUGCUGUCGGGCCUGGCCCAGGAGUUCAGCCCGUGCGGGCCCCCGAGUCUCGGUGUGGUCCUGGCCGUAGCUGCUGUCUGUUUACUGCUGGUCCGGAUCCCCAAAUGGAAAUCCAAAUGAAAAUACUGGAUGAAACUGGAUCUAAUCUUGAAAGAUUUAUUCAGCCAAAAAUUCUCUGGAUGUAACAACAUCACAGGCUCAGAAUCAGCUUGUGAGCACCAGCUAGGUUCUUGUCGUCUCAGGGAGUGGAUCUGGGUCUGGGGGGGAGACACAUUCUGUCACACUGUGAGGGGUUUUUAGUAGCUGAAGACACUAUUGUAACUCUUCUUGGUACAAAAUUCUGUGUAUCGACUCAUACAACUGAAAGGUUACCGUUGGCUUGAAGUGUUCAAAAUCAUAUUUGGGUCUAGUCGCCAUGCAAUUUUUCUGCUCACUGAAAAGCCAUUUCAUUGUGCCAAGUCUCUUAGCAGUUAGCAAAGCAACCUAGCUACUGUGUCUGCUUUCUUUUGUUUGUUUUUGACUGUUACAGUGGAAGUAUUGAGUCUACGACACCCUCAGUUACCAUGACCCCGUGUAUGUGUUUGGACUCUGGGAGGAAACCAGAGUGAAAACACACUGGCUAGAAGCAAACCAGCAACCUUCUCGCUGGUUCACUAACCACCGUGUGGCCUUCUGAAUUCUGUUAACAAUAAUUUCGUGAGGAUGGAAAACUACUGUGGCCUUUUUUCAACUGGUGUGGGAGGCAUAACGGUCUCUACCAGAUCUAGCGGGGCAAAAGGAAAAUACAAAUGUUCCUUGUGUUUUCUAAAUCAGCAGUUUAAAUUUGAUUGAAACUGUGGUCUCUGGUUACGAUCAUGACACGAUGGAAGCGAGUUUGACACGCCUGACCUGGAGCUCACAGAGCACUGACACUUCUCAGAUUUGACAAACUGAAUUAGCUUGUUGCUAAACUCUACUUUUCCUUUGAGACCAGAGGAAACAACUGACGCAGUGAGGACGCAGCUCUGACCCCAAACACACUGGUGCACUUUGACUUAUUUAUACUCAUCAUUAACAUUUUUCAUGAAUGGAUCUGUGGUGUUCUGAUUCUUCCCAGCUGUGUUUCUGUAAACAUGACAAAUUAUGAUUGUAUUGUGAUGAUUGUUAUUUGAGUGUGAGUUUUUUUGGGGGACAAUUUAAUAAUAAACUGUUUUGUAUUAGUCC